Gekko japonicus is the source of this 1397-nucleotide messenger RNA. RefSeq names its product sulfotransferase family cytosolic 1B member 1-like. Gene Ontology annotation, biological process: sulfation. The coding region runs from base 115 to 1038 and encodes 307 amino acids. The record is from RefSeq and is a predicted model, not a curated record. Gene Ontology annotation, molecular function: sulfotransferase activity. The transcript has 7 exons. Gene Ontology annotation, cellular component: cytoplasm. NCBI's taxonomy places the organism in Eukaryota, Metazoa, Chordata, Lepidosauria, Squamata, Gekkonidae.
UGAGCUCAUAACUGGGCUCUGGCACCCACUUCCUGAAACAAUUAAAAAGCUGUUCCUAUCCGAGAACUGCCCCAACAGAUACUCCACUUCACAGCCGAGCCAGGAGUAGGCAGCAUGGCUAGCCAGAAGUCUAACAGUGACACUCUGCAGCAACUCAAGGCAGUCGUCCGGAGGUUUCCACUCGUGCCAGUCCAUGGGGUCCCCCUAAUGGAGCCCAUCGCUCAACAAUGGGCUCGUGUUGAAAAUUUUGAAGCGCGGCCGGAUGACUUGGUCGUCGUCACCUACCCCAAAGCAGGUACCACAUGGAUCCAGGAGAUUGUGGAUCUCAUUCUUGCCAAUGGUGACACAGAAAAAACUCGGCAGGCCCCAACACAGGUCCGAAUGCCAUUUUUAGAAUACUGUGUUCCACCCCCUUUCCCUUCAGCGAUUGAUAGACUAGCGGACGUGCCAUCUCCUCGUGUGAUGAAAACUCACUUGCCGUUUCAGCUUCUUCCUAAAAGCCUUCUGGAAAAGAAUUGCAAGAUUAUCUAUGUUGCUCGCAAUGCCAAGGACAACCUGGUCUCCUAUUACUUCUUCGACCAGAUGCAUUUGAUGCAGCCAGACCCAGGGCCAUGGGACGGAUACGUGAAAAAAUUCAUGGAGGGCAAAGUCCCGUGGGGCUCUUGGUAUGACCAUGUCCAGCGUUACUGGGAAGAGAGGGAAAAUCACCGUAUCCUGUAUCUCCUCUACGAGGACAUGAAAGAGGACCUGGCCCGUGAGAUCCGGCGUGUGAAGGAUUUCCUGGAGGUUGACUUGCCUGAGGACAUUGUUCAGACGAUUGCCCAUCAGACCUCCUUCCAAGUCAUGAAAGACAAUCCGAUGGCAAAUUAUGACACUGUUCCCGACUUCAUCUUUGACAGGACAAAAAGCUCCUUUAUGAGGAAAGGUGAAGUUGGCGACUGGAAAAAUUAUUUUACAGUGGCUCAAAAAGAAGCUUUUGAUGCUGAUUACCUGCACAAGAUGAAAGGAACAACGCUGCAUUUUCGGGAUGUAUUAUAGACUCAAUUACCCCUUGGGGCUUUUUCGAUGAAGGACCAAAAUGUUUUUCCUUGCUUUAUGCUUUUAUUAUAAUAUAAACACAGGUACUUUCGAAAACAGAGUGUGAAGUGUCUGGACGCACUGACAAAAAUGGGUUCCGGAAGGUGUGAGUGAAAGCCAGGAGCCUAAAUGAAACAGGAAAAGUAGGAGCUUGUAAAACAGGGUUACCAACUUCCUUCCCAGACUCUGUCAGCAGUUAUCAGCUGAACCUGCUUUAUCGCACCAGUUGAUUCCUGAAAGGGCACACUGCUUUUAAAGACACACAAAAGGGCCACCCUGGGGUUGUUGUUUUUUCCCUGGUCAUCUGGCAACUAACAUAA